Molecule: messenger RNA, 956 nt
Organism: Populus trichocarpa (black cottonwood)
Lineage: Eukaryota; Viridiplantae; Streptophyta; Magnoliopsida; Malpighiales; Salicaceae
Product: signal peptidase complex subunit 2
Exons: 4
Coding region: 88-759 (223 amino acids)
Biological process (GO): protein targeting to ER
Cellular component (GO): membrane; signal peptidase complex
Source: RefSeq, a predicted model, not a curated record
UUACGAUCAUAAUCCUCUACUUCUCACGAAGACAAACACGCUUAAAAAAAAAACCAAAUUCAUCUGUCUCUCACUCGCUGACGAAAAAUGCAAGAAAAGAAAACGGAAAUGGCAAACAAGAACGCAAAGAAGGCAAAUCUCUUAGAUCACCACUCAAUCAAGCACAUUCUGGACGAAUCCGUCUCCGAGAUUGUUAUAAGUCGUGGACAUGUAGAAGAUGUGAGGAUGAGCAAUAUAAGGUUGUUCUUGGGGACAAUUAUUAUAGUGAUUGCGCUUCUUGCUCAGUUUUACAACAAGAAGUUCCCUCAGAAUCGGGACUUUUUGAUCGGAUGCAUCGUAUUGUAUAUAGUCUUCAAUGGAUUGUUGCAGCUGAUCGUCCACUUAAAAGAGAAGAAUGCUAUCUUAGUUACUUAUCCACCCAAGGGAUCUUACACCAGCACUGGUCUAGUCGUCUCUUCAAAAUUGCCAAGAUUUUCUGAUGAGUACACACUUAGCAUAGCUAGCGCAGAUCCUAAAUCAAUUUCUGCCGGGAAACCAGUUCAGUUUACCAAAAGCAUCACCCAGUGGUCUCCCCCUCCCUUCUCUCAAAAAUUUCAGAUCGUUCAUGUUUAUGAAAUGCACUGUGUAUUUCACCAUAUUUAUUACAUGCCACAAUGUUUCAGGUUCACCAAGGAUGGAGUUUUGGUGGAGGGCCUGUUCUGGAAAGAUGUUGAAGCACUGAUUGAUGAUUAUGCAGCAGAACCAAAGAAGAGCAAGUGAUUUACCUGUUUAACAGAAUGUGACAGUUGAAUUGUUAGACAGAUAGUGCCUUGGCAAUAUUGUGGUUCGACAUAGAUGAUCAUUGAAAUUAUGGUUGUUGUCUUGGAAAUUUUUUUAGCGAAACUAAUUGAUUAUGCUUGACAUUAUCUUUAGAAAACCAUCUACAUCACUAGAAAAAUCAUUGUUGGCAGAUGAAA